AUGGUGGGAAACUUGGAGGAGGCGUUGGUGAAGGUGUUGGCUUCGAGAUGUGGCAGCAACAGAUUAGCAAUGCGCAAACAAAGCUUUGAUGCUGCAAUAGCAGUUGUUGCUCUCCAGAGGCUCGUCAUUGCCAAUGGGCUGCGGGAGGCGGUGGCGCCACCACCUCCGCCGCCUCCUCCUGCCUACUCCGUCAGGCCCAGAGAGCUUGGAGGUUUGGAGGAGCUGUUCCAAGCUUAUGGGAUCAGAUACUUCACUGCUGCCAAAAUAGCUGAGCUUGGAUUCACGGUGAACACACUCUUGGACAUGAGGGAUGAAGAGCUUGACGAGAUGAUGAACAGCCUUUGUCAGAUUUUCCGGUGGGACCUCCUUGUUGGGGAGAGAUACGGCAUCAAAGCCGCCGUCAGAGCAGAGCGGCGCCGCCUCGAUGAGGAGGAAGCACGGCGGCGCCACCUCCUCUCUGGCGACACCACACAUGCCCUUGACGCACUGUCUCAAGAAGGGUUGUCAGAGGAGCCGGUGCAGCAGGAGAAGGAGGCGGCGGGGAGUGGCGGGGGAGGGGUGUGGGAGAUGGUCGUGGCGGCGGGUGGAAGGAAACAGCGGAGGAGGAAGAAUUACAAGGGCCGGUAGAAUGGCUUCGAUGAUGAGAAGGAGGGAGCGGAGGAUGACGAGAAUUGCGGCGGAGGGGGAAGCGAGCGGCAGAGGGAGCACCCGUUCAUCGUGACGGAGCCAGGGGAGGUGGCGCGUGGGAAGAAGAACGGCCUUGAUUAUCUCUUCCAUCUCUAUGAGCAGUGCCGUGAGUUCUUGAUCCAAGUCCAGAGCAUAGCCAAGGAGAGAGGAGAAAAAUGUCCCACCAAGGUGACAAACCAAGUGUUCAGGUAUGCAAAAAAGGCAGGGGCCAACUACAUCAACAAGCCCAAGAUGCGGCACUAUGUGCAUUGCUACGCCCUGCACUGCCUUGAUGAGGAGACGUCCAAUGCUCUGAGGCGGGCUUUCAAGGAGAGAGGAGAGAAUGUCGGGGCAUGGAGGCAAGCAUGUUACAAGCCCUUGGUGGCCAUAGCAGCAAGACAGGGAUGGGACAUUGAUGCCAUCUUCAAUGCUCAUCCCCACCUCUCCAUUUGGUACGUCCCCACAAAGCUCCGCCAGCUCUGCCAUGCCGAGAGGAGCAGUGCCGCUGCCUCCAGCUCCAUCACUGGUGGCGGGGCUGAUCAUUUGCCAUUCUAAUGUACGUGUGUAUGUUUGAGUUGUAAGCUCUAGUUUACUUGUGAUCUAUGAGAGAUGGUAGUUCCUUUCAAUUUGCCCAGUGUAAAGGUAACUUAACCUUUUAGUCGUGGUAGUAGUACUAGUACUGUUUUGACCUAUUAUGUUUGUCCACCACAGCUAAGUCAUGACUAAUAUCAUGCUCGCCUUACACAUGCGCGAGAACAUACAGAAACCCUUUUGGUUUCUACAUCUAGGCACCAAUCUCAAAUUCUAAUGGAUAUGAAAUCACUUUGCAAAAUUUAUAAUGAAACAAAUAAUGUCCAAACACUUGCAGAAACGACAUACAGUGAUAUGGAGUAUAUUUCUUGAUUCUGAGUCUCGCCAGUUUUCCUGAUUAAAUAUGUAAAUGAAGUUUGAACGGCGACAUCAACAAGGAAGUGUGGUAAGCCAAUCUGAGAUCGAGACUCUGCUGGUCAAGAGGAAUGAGUCGGGUAUCUCCACAAUACAUCAGCCCAUGUGCUCACCCCAUCAGUAACCUCCUUAACCACAGAUGCCACCUCG
Molecule: messenger RNA, 1761 nt
Organism: Sesamum indicum (sesame)
Lineage: Eukaryota; Viridiplantae; Streptophyta; Magnoliopsida; Lamiales; Pedaliaceae
Gene: LFY
Product: floral meristem identity control protein LEAFY
Biological process (GO): regulation of DNA-templated transcription
Molecular function (GO): DNA binding
Source: RefSeq, a predicted model, not a curated record